This is a messenger RNA of Drosophila hydei, 3349 nucleotides long. RefSeq names its product adenylyl cyclase X E-like. Gene Ontology annotation, molecular function: adenylate cyclase activity. The transcript has 12 exons. The coding region runs from base 73 to 3309 and encodes 1078 amino acids. Lineage: Eukaryota; Metazoa; Arthropoda; Insecta; Diptera; Drosophilidae. Gene Ontology annotation, biological process: intracellular signal transduction; cAMP biosynthetic process; adenylate cyclase-activating G protein-coupled receptor signaling pathway. The record is from RefSeq and is a predicted model, not a curated record.
GUAGAAUUGUUAAAACUUUAUAAUAAAUCAACUACUCCUUGAAUAUUGAACGCAAAGCAUAUUAUUGAAAAAAUGAACACGGAUGACAGUGGACCCUGCAGAUUAAAUUUCAGGACGGAUGCCCUUUGGGAACGUACUUAUUUGAAGAGAAGGUGCGUGGAGUUGAAUAUAGAAAAGGAGUAUGAUUUGUAUGCGAGACGUCUAUGCAUCAAUCAUCUCGCCGUAUUUUUUCUCGUACACUCGGCCGUGAACCUGAUUAAAUGUAUCCUGCUGUUGGUGACGUGUGAGCACCUCGAAUUUAUUUAUAUUGAUGUUUUAAUUUAUUUGUUAUCGGCAAUAUUCACGGUCCUAGCAUUGAGCAUUAACUUUUAUGAAACCUUCGUAUCAAAUAACAAAUGGAUUGCUUACGUCACUUCGGCAGUUGGUGCGGCAGUCAUAGUUAUUGCGGAUGUAAUUAUUUUUACGUACCACGACUUUAAAGACGAUUGGAUUGUUCUGCCGUUCUACGACACAUAUGUUUUAUAUGUUAUAUAUGUGUAUUUUCCUAUACCUUCCCUCAAAGCUCCAUUUAUAUUGGCGUCUUUCGCGGCGUUUAUCUACCUUAUAAUUAUUUAUUUUCACAUUACCGAUAAUGAGUUCUUCAAUUUGCAAAAACCCCGAUAUAUGAUGGUGGAACUACUUUACUUUAUUUGCUGCCAUUUAAUAGGCCUGUUCUAUCGCCUGCUCAAUGAAAUUACUGUGCGUUCAUCGUUUCUUGACCGGCAUCAGUUUGUGAUGGAGGAGAUUUGGCUGCGACAGGCACAUAAUCAGGAGAUGCAAUUGCUUUACGGCAUUUUGCCACCUGACAUGGCACGGCCAUUGCAGAAAGAAAUACGAACUCGCAUCACACAGUUUGAAAAGACGCCUGAACAAUUUCAAACCAUGUUCUUAAAAGGCGGCGUUAUGGCCGUUGAAUUGCAUCCCGAUGUCACCAUCCUAUAUGCUGAUGUUGUCAAUUACACGCACCUGACGACAACACUCACUGUGCACUCUCUGGUGGCCUUGCUCCAUGAUCUGUAUGGCAGGUUCGAUUUUGCUGCCAAUGACCUCAAUGUGCAACGUAUCAAAUUCUUGGGGGACUGCUACUACUGUGUGGCCGGCUUAACGAUGCCAGAGCCCGAGCAUGCCAAAUAUUGCAUAGAGCUUGCCCACAUUAUGAUUGCUCACAUUCGGGAAGUUCGAUCAAAUCGAAAUUUGGAUAUCGAUAUGCGAAUUGGGGUGCAUUCUGGUUCGCUGAUGGCCGGCGUUAUGGGCGCUGCGAAGCUUCAGUACGACGUUUGGGGAACAGAUGUGAUAAUUGCAGGCAUAUUGGAAUCUACUGGACGGCCAGGCCACAUUCACAUAAGCGAAAGGACUCGCACCAUGUUAUGCGAUAAGACUUAUGAGCUGCUUCCGGGCCCAGAGAUGGCUCGUGAACAUCCAUUUCUUCAAAGCAAAAAUAUUAAAACGUUUCUUAUUGCGGCAAUUGAUAUAAAAGUAGACUUGAGUAAUACUAUUCCAAUGCAAGGUCCUCCAACGCCCAGCGUUUUGCACAAGACAGCACAAGAAGAGCUCCGCAUUGAGUUUGAGAAGCUGCCGGUUGGUUCGUUUGACAUAAAGAAGAAUGGGAAACACAGUACAAAGCGUGCUACUAGUCGCCCAGAAAUAGGGUUGAUAUUUUUGCACUUUCGAGAUUGCCAAGUCGAGUUAGACUAUAUAACGCAGACCGACUUCAUGCUCAGAUAUAGCGUGCUUCUGGCUUGGUUCGUUGGGCUAUUUUUAUUGUACCUUCAAGUCGUUAAUAUUAACAAUAAGACUGCCGUUAAUAUGCACAUGCUGGACAUAGAUAUCACUGUUAUGCUGGUGCUGACGACGCCGGUGCUCAUCUUGUGGUACAAAAAAUUAUGUUACUGGCGUUAUGGGUAUGUUCGGCACAUAUUUUCAAGAGUCAGCUGCCUCAUAUUUCGAACAGCCGAGUUCAUCCAGAGCAGCCUCCUCAUUCGAUUGUGCAUUUACGUGAACAUGAUUGUGUGUUACUUUUGGAUUAUAUUUCAGGUCCUGCACAGCUGUGAUUAUGACGAAUUCCAACUUCAACUUAUCGAAAGCAAACUAUACCAUUAUGAGAUGGAUAGAUACGACUGUUUUUAUCCCUGGGAUCUGACAAACAUGGUUUCCCUUAUGAUUGGCUUGAGCAUACUAUUCACACGAAUUCCGUGGAUAGUGAAGGUGAUACUCAGCGUCAUGGAAGGGACUACGUAUAUGUGCGUAAUGAUAAUUCAAUUCGGUUAUGUAAUCAAUCGGAGCAGUACAACCAAUCCCUACUUUCCUCCGGUGUACGCGCACGGCUUCAAGAUUCUGACUACUUUAGGCUGUCUCUACUUCAUGGAACGACAGGCGGAGUUCAAUAACAAGGUCAACUUUAACUGGAAAUUGGAACUGCUCAAAAAACAGAAUGAUGCGGUCAAUACCAAUAAAUCGAUAACUAUUCUUCUGCAAAAUAUUUUACCUAUUCAUGUUGUUAAUAUUUAUUUGUCGUCACUGGCAAAGCACCAGCUUUAUGCUGAAAACUACCAAAUGGUAGCGGUGAUGUUCGCUACCCUGCACGACUUCAAAAUGGACGUGGGCAACUUGCGCAUUCUGAACGAGAUCAUAACGGAGUUCGAUAAAAUCUUGUACCUUUAUAGGGAAGACUACUUAGUGGAAAAGAUCAAAAUUGUUGGCUGUACGUAUAUGGCAGCCUGUGGCUUGGACCCGCGCUUCAUGGGGCGCAUUAACGGUCGAAGAAGAACUAAUGCAUCCAUUAUCAGGGAGGUGGCGCGUGCUCAAAAUUUCCUGGCGUCCUCCAUAAUUGGCGAUAUUGAGCCAAUACCCAAUGAAGAAGUGGUCUUCAUUUUAACUACUUUUGCAUUGGAUCUGAUGCGAACGCUUUAUACGUGGGGUAAUGUCUAUAGAAAUAUAACAGAUCGAAGCCAGUUCGCCGGGAAUAUGAGCAUCGGAAUAUCCUGUGGUGAGGUAAUGGCCGGAGUUGUUGGCGCCUCACAGGUUCACUACGAUAUUUGGGGCACCCCAGUGAAUAUGGCCUCACGUAUGGACUCAACCGGGGUUUCUGGAAAUAUACAUGUCUGCCAAGAGACUGCCUAUAUAUUGCGCAAAUUCGGAAUAGAGUGUGAUUAUCGUGGCAAGACGUUCGUGAAGGGGCUCGGCAUUCUACCAACCUAUUUUGUGGGAAUUGACGAGAACCACGAGUUUAAGGAGGUUCGGGAUCGUUAUUCAUCAGUGAAUUUUAUGUAGACGCCAUCAUUUAAAGGAAAUAAGGAUUAACAUUUACAAA